Zophobas morio is the source of this 2593-nucleotide messenger RNA. RefSeq lists its product as uncharacterized. Bases 99 to 1211 code for a protein of 370 amino acids. Lineage: Eukaryota; Metazoa; Arthropoda; Insecta; Coleoptera; Tenebrionidae. The record is from RefSeq and is a predicted model, not a curated record. The transcript has 3 exons.
AAUAGGGGUAAGGACCAGAGGGAGACGCAUUUCGGCUACGGAGCCAGGUUGUUGUUGACUAAACCAAGAAGAGCUGAGUUUUACGACUAGAGUCAGAGAUGAUGGCUCUGCAGAUGCUUUUAAUUCUCGAGGUGAUCGUAAUCCUCUUUUCGCCAUCCACGGCUUACCCGGUGUAUGGAACCAAAAGGUACGGUCGAUCAUCAAUUCAGCGGGUUUCUUCUUGGGCGCCAUACCAAAUGGUGCGCACCCAGAGAUACCCCAUAAACUACUAUGAAUUGUAUCCUUACAGCCAGUAUCCCGAAGACUACUACCCUCAGGAAACUUACCCAGUGUACUAUCCUCCAGCCAGAACCUCCAAAUACGAAGUAUACCAAGCAGUCCUUCCUUACUAUUACGGAGACCGAUAUUUAACCCGUCCUAACUAUGGCUACUACGACAGCGAUCCCGCUGUUGACCUCCAGGAAGAAAUGAUGCAAGAAGCGGAACGAGAAGAGCGUGAAGAGGCCCAGCCAAUCGGGCACGAGCUCCUCUACGAGAACGAAGACCAAACCGAAGACAACCUCGACGACGUCAACGCGGCGUUCCUCCAGAACCUGAUCAUGUCGCAAAUGUACAAAGAAGCGCUAGAUAACCAGAAGGACUACUACGACGAUUACUACCCCGAGGACUACUCCCGUUGGGACGACAUCCCCAAGCAGAAAUCACACUACAAUCAGGAAGACGAAGAUGUUCGCGAGCUCAAGCAGCUGGUCAAGUCUAAAAGUAAGCCAAAAAUGGACGACAUCCACUGGUUCCAACGCAGCAACUUCCGCAACCAGAAGGAGAAGCAAAGUAAGAAUAGUCACGAGGAGAAGAGAGACAAAACUUUCGAUAGGAAGGUUCUGGUAAAAUUGACGACCACUCCGGCUCCCGUUUCGACUUCCUUGGCGCCGAAGCGGGACGCGAGGGGACAGAAGGAGGAAGUUUUGAUGCGUCCGGCGACUCCCGUGAGGCACCCGUUCUCCAGUCCGGUUCUGGAGAUGAUGUCCAAGGACGAGGAGAGGAAGAGGGCGCCUUCGGUGUAUGACACCAUCAAGCACAUGCUGGAUAUGGAGAAGAGCCUCGAGAAUAAAUACGGGGUGGACGAGAUUAGACCGCACAUGAAGAAGAGGAUCAUCUCGAGCGAGGAGAGUCUGACGCGCCAGCUGUCCGUUCUAAAGAAAGCCCAGUAAGGGGAUCGCCGGAUCUGCUGCAACUAAGACUGAGAAUUAGUAUUAAUUUUGUUGUUGACAAUGUUGAGGUGAUUUCUACGGGAUGUAAAGCUUCAGUUCCACUGUCAUUUCGCUUCUCGUAUUCCUUCCAUAUGGCUCUUUGCUGCCUGGAUGUAUAUACUAAUACAAUAAUAUCGGUGUCAUUCUGUAUUGCGUGUCAAUUUCAAUUACUCAUUCCUCCGGGGUUUCGUUGACUUUUUAUUUAACCGGUUCGGAAAGAGGUUUGCUUUGAUUAUUUCCCUGCUGUUAAAUAAAAAGUUCCAGAGGAGACAAUAAUGGUUGUUUGUAUGUUAAGGGUGUUAGAUUCACGAAACUUGUUGUGGGCACAAUAACUUUCGGUUCGUUUCGCAGCAAAGUAGGCAAUCACAGUAGAGCUUUAACCAUUGACAGGGUCCCGUUCAAAAUUUUCGUUGUGGGCACACGUUUUCCGGCUUUUUUUUGAUAUAAUAGGCGAGAUGGAUUACGAGGGCCUGCGGAGGCGCCUAUUAUAAUUCUUCACAUUGCAGACGCAAUCUGUGAUACAGAGAACAAGGACUGUGCUUAUUACGGUAGUCUCAUUGUCGCAAAUUCGAUGUCCCAAUCUAGCUCAGUGUCGCCACACUCGAUUUCGUUGUUGUUGCAGUGGCACGAAUUUUCAUCUAUUUAUCGAUAGGAGAAUACUGUAUUCGUUGUUCUGUAAAGUGAUCGUUGGGAAUUUCUCGAGCUCUUCCAUAAGGCGCUUCAGUCGAUCAAUGCUUGUUGUUCCUUACAGCGUUAGAGGCUUUCUAUUUUUUUAAUAGAUAUUCAUAGAGAGGGUAUAUUUUUGCCGGAUAUUUUCCUACCGGCUUUUCGUUUUUUCUUCGCAGUUUCCCCGUCUGGUUCUGAGUCAAUUCCGCGACAUAUCAGUUUCGAAUUCCAGAGGGGCAGAUGGUGAAAGGAACCAGAGGAAAAUUACGAAUCCCAUUCAAUCAAAAACUAGCUAGGCGUUGUUGCUUCUCGUCAGUAUUGUUGACAAAUUUUGUUAAUCUUCUCUCAUUUCGUGUAUAUCUGUAGGUUUCAGCUAACGAUACAGGUGUCGAUUUGUCAAUGAUAUGGACUUGUUACGACACCUUGGAAGAUAUUUUUCGUAUCUUUCAAGGUGCGAGCAUGUGUUUUAGAGAAAAUUAAAUUGUACAUAUCCCUGCAUAUUUUGUACCAAAUGUAAAUACUAUAUUUUGAUAUAUCGUAGAAGUAGCAGUAGUCAAAAAUCAUGUCAUAAAAGACACUCUUAUUCCGUCGAAUAAGACCCACGCUAAUCUGUGUAUAUAUUAAAAUUAUACAUUAUUAUAACCUAUUGACUGAUAUAAUAAAUGUCUUCAAGAACA